AUGUCGGCAACAGCAAGCGACCACGCACAUGCCCAAUCCUCAACUCUCCAAACCGCAAAACGCAAUCUCCAAUUCCUCUACGAUCCCAACUCUCCAAACGCACCCACCCGCCGUCGCACCCGCGCUAUCCUCCGCACCCUCCGCUACACUCUAAAAUUUCUCUUCUGGCGUCUGGUGCGGUAUGCAAAGUACGCAGCAGUGGGUGCCAUCACCGCAGCAAUCGCCGGCACAGCGAUAGGCAGUGUCAUGUCUGGAGCUGCGUUUGUGCUUGCGCCAACUGGCAUCGUAGGUGGUGCUGGUGCUGGUCUGCUUUGGGGGUUGGGCAAGUUUGGAUGGAGGACAUUGGCGAGGAAGGUCAGGAGUGGUGAGGCGCAUCAUGCUGAUGCCAGGGCGGACGAGAAGGGCGAAGGGGAGGAAGUGGACCCUAUCAAGCCGCCGAAGAUGGCAGAGCCUUGGUGA
Messenger RNA from Aureobasidium musti, 459 nucleotides. The record is from the annotation of a GenBank genome assembly. NCBI's taxonomy places the organism in Eukaryota, Fungi, Ascomycota, Dothideomycetes, Dothideales, Saccotheciaceae.